CGAUCGCGAACACCCAAUAUGGCGGCCCUGCUGGAUCACGACGCGUCGAGAACACUCUCUGGGAGUGUUCUUCCUCCCCGUCAUCACCUGCCAUCAUUUCGCGCACAAGCCACAGCAGCCCAACAACAACCGCCGAGGCCCAAACCGCAGCACCAGCGUCGCCAACAGCAGCACCUCCAACAACCCCAACAGCAGUUCCAUUACCGCCACCAACACCACCAGCAGCAGCAUCAGCAGCAGCCAAUGCAAGCCAACACGAACGACAACUUGACUGCGGUUUCAUCCAUUCAACCCGCACCCCAAGUUCUUCAACGCUAUCAGAACUUGCUCACCCUUCUACGCCUGCAACAGCAACUUCUGCACGCGCCAAGUCACUCCCAGACUACCACCACAAACGCCGUCACUCCGCAAGCGCGAGCCGCCCUACUUACCGCCAUCAUGCACGGUGCCCUUCAAAACCCUGACGAUAUGCACGGCCUCGCCUGGCUCAUGAACAGCAAUACACACGACCAGAUGCACGCGCCUUUGUUUCAGCAGCCGUAUCAGCCCCCGGCGCACGCGUUCCACACAACGCACCACCAGACACACAUGUCGUCCUCAGGGCCGUUCAGCAACAACAGCCUGGACGAUGGUGCGGUCGCAAACACCCUCCUACACAACCUUCUCGGCUCGCAAACGGCGCCAGACCGUGACGUCGCCGCCGCUACUGCAUCAUCCUUUGUGUCCCCGCUCUUUGGCAACCCGGAGACCAAGGCCCAGCAACCAAGCGCAAUGUCCUUUGAUGGGCUUCUUUCCGUGCAACAACAACUGCGCCAGCCAAAACUGAGGCACCAGCAGCAGUCGUCCCCAUCAUCCCCCGACGACGGUCUGGCACUCGGCCCUCAAGCGCAGCAGCAGCACCAUCAGCACCACCAGCACCAGCACCAACUACAGCAUCAGUACCAACAACCACACCAACAGCUACAACAACACAACCCUUUCUUUCCGUCAGAGCUGUCCAAUGCUCAGGGCAACACCGUGGCACCACCGCAACAUACACUCCCGUCGACAACACCUGCCAACGACAGCAGCAACCUUCUGCUCAUGGGACUGACAGACCUGUCAUCAAACAGCGCCACGAACAACGCAUUUGACAACGAGGCCAGAGCAAUGGCGCCGCCGCCGGCUGCGUCAGUCGGUGCCAUGGCCGAGGACGUGCGGGACCCUUCCUAUGCAUCAUCGAGUGUCACAGGCUCGUCUGAGAUGGCAGAGGAAGACAUGUUCAACCUGCCCGACCUGGGUGCGGAUGAUCUGCUGAUGGAGGACAACGGUGUGUUUGACAUCAGCAUUCUCAACCAGUUGGAGCAGCCCCUCGACUUCUCCACACUCUCCCGCCAGCUGUUGGAAGGCAGCGUGCUCACGGGCGACGCUGAUGCCGACACGGAGCCAUCCAUGUCAUCGUCACCAUCGUCGUCAUCGAGGAAGAAGAAGGGCAGGAAGGACGGGCAGCCGAAGAAACGGCGUCGUCGCCGUCGACUCACGGAGACGAAGAAGCGGCAGCUGCGCAACGAACAGCUGCGCCGGCUCAACAUUCGCAACGCCCAGCUCAAGCUCGCCCUGAAGAACCUUCGCAAGGAGGUGGUGCAGUUUGAGGACCAGGUCUACACCGUCUUCUCCAAGUUUGGCCGCCUGCCGGGGCAGACCCCCGUCCCCGUGGCAGAGGCGUAGCCCUUAUUGUCUACGUGUGGCUGUUUUGUGUGUGUGUGUGUGUGUGUGUGUGUGUGUGUGUGUGUGUGUUUGUGUGUGUGUGUGUUUGUGUGUGUGUGUGUGUGUGUGUGUUGCGUUGAAUCGUGUGUCGACAUACGUGUGUUACAAUCAUGUGUGAAACGGGGUGAGUGGACUGUGCUUCGGUGUCCACCACCCAUGGCUUACAACCCUUUGCCUCGUCAUUGUUGUUGAUAUGCAAAGCACGCUGCGGUGCAAACGCGUACACGCGUGUUCAUGUGUACUCGUGUGUUGACAUGUGCGUAUGCGCGUGCGCAUGUGCAUUCUCGGAGCUUUCAGAUUCUGCUUUUGCUUUGAUUAUUGCUGCUGACUUCCGCAAUACUCCCCCUGCUGACCACCCCCUGCUGACACCUUGAUAACUGUGGACUGCGUGUCACGCUUUACUGAUGUAACAACAAGUAAAUCAUCGCCAUGCCA
Messenger RNA from Salpingoeca rosetta, 2181 nucleotides. RefSeq lists its product as uncharacterized. Bases 19 to 1707 code for a protein of 562 amino acids. NCBI's taxonomy places the organism in Eukaryota, Choanoflagellata, Craspedida, Salpingoecidae. The transcript is spliced from 2 exons. The record is from RefSeq and is a predicted model, not a curated record.